UCUAGCCACGUUAAGUUACAAAACCAAACACCAAAAAGUAAAAGAGAGACCCACAAAACACACAAACUCAAACUUCUCCUUCCCAUUCCCACCAGAAUCCUCCUCCAUUUACAUUACUCCGAGGCUCAGCACAUGCUCCCUCUUUCCUCGUCCAAAUACUCAUUUAUUUAUUCCCAAAAUCCACGCACCCUAAAUUCCUUUCCCUUCGAAGAUUCUCUGACAUCACCGUAACCGAAGAAGAAGUAGCUGAUCCAAUUCCGAACAAACAUCCACACCUCAUUUCGCAAACACGAUCCAGAAAGGAAAAAAAAAUGCUUACGUGCAUAGCACGUCCGAAGAAACCCGGUGGCGACUCGGCAAGCGACGAUCCGAGUUCGCGGAGCCAGCAGGGAGUGAAGUCGCUGACGUGUCAGCUGAAGGAGAUGGCGCUGAAGGCGUCGGGAGCGUACAAGCAGUGCGGCCCGUGCGCGACGGCGCCGAGUAGGCCGAGUCGCAGCGGAACCGAGUCGGACUCGGAGUCGUCGUCGUCCCGGCGGCGGUGGGGGAAGGAGCUGGAGGCGCGGCUGAAGGGGAUAUCGAGCGGGGAAGGGACGCCGAGCUCGAGCGGGAGGAGGGUGGUGAUGCUGCUCGAGGACGAGGAGGAGCCGAAGGAGUGGGUGGCGCAGGUGGAGCCUGGCGUUUUGAUCUCCUUUGUGUCGCUUCCACGUGGCGGGAACCAUCUCAAACGGAUACGAUUCAGUCGCGAGAUAUUUAACAAAUGGCAAGCUCAAAGAUGGUGGGCAGAGAACUAUGACAAGGUGAUGGAACUUUACAAUGUUCAAAGGCUUGAUCGCCAAGCUUUCCCUCUUCCAACUCCACCAAGGUCUGAAGACGAGAGUUCAAAGCGUGAAUCAAUAGAAGAUUUCCCAGUGACACCUCCACUGAGCAGGGAAAGGCCACCUUGUAAUCUAUACCGUGCCGGGGGAAGAGGAGGAGGAGGCAUGGGAAUGGGGUACUCAUCCUCAGAUUCCUUUGAUCACACCUCAAUGCAAUCAUCCCGGCAUUACUAUGACCCCAAUGGUGUGAACUCAACCCCAAAGGCUUCCACCAUUAGUGCUGCUGCAAAGACAGAUAUCUCAUCAAUAAUGGAUGCUGAUGCUUCCAUAAGAAGUAGUUCAUCCAGGGAAGCUGAUCGCUCUGGGGAUCUUUCAAUCAGCAAUGCCAGUGACUUUGACAAUGAAUGGGUUGAGCAGGAUGAGCCUGGGGUUUACAUCACCAUCAGAGCUCUCCUGGGUGGCAAAAAGGAGCUCAGACGAGUCAGGUUCAGUCGAGAAAAGUUUGGGGAGAUGCAUGCUAGACUAUGGUGGGAAGAGAACCGUGCCAGAAUACAUGAACAAUACUUGUGAGCUAGAUGCCUAGAUUUAUCAAAGGGGUGGCUGCUGAUGUUUCACAAAAUGUGGAGGUGGUGUUUCUUAUCAAUUUGCUUAAUCAAUGUUUUUGUUAUAUAAAGUCUCCUUAUAGGCAAGAUGUCAGAACGAGUGCUACUAUACAUCCCUAGACCCUAGCGCUCGUGUUUCAUCUUCAUGCAAUCAAUUCUGGUUAUUCUCUUGACUCUACGGAGUAAAUGUAGCUUCUGUUAGUCAGGUUAGCAAUUGUUUUGUCGAAACUUACAAGUAAUGGGUGUAUAUUAUAUAGCUGUUGAAAUUAGAUCCAGAGAAUGAAUCUACUCAUUUUCUUUUUGUUUCUUAAGCA
Molecule: messenger RNA, 1731 nt
Organism: Glycine soja
Lineage: Eukaryota; Viridiplantae; Streptophyta; Magnoliopsida; Fabales; Fabaceae
Product: protein Brevis radix-like 4
Exons: 4
Coding region: 312-1385 (357 amino acids)
Source: RefSeq, a predicted model, not a curated record